GAAGGAAGAACCGCGUUGCAUUACUGUGCUGCUUGCAAGGAUCCUGCGCCGAUUUGGGAUGUUCUCAUAGAAAACGACAGUGACGCGAGCAUUAUCGACAAAAAGGGCAAUCCGGCAGCAUAUUAUUUGGAACAUAGUUCGGAGAUCGAGCUACCGGAAGCGGAGACCAUGUCCCGCCGGAGGACCAGUUCUGGCAAGGAAUGUGAGUGA
Heterotrigona itama is the source of this 210-nucleotide messenger RNA. Lineage: Eukaryota; Metazoa; Arthropoda; Insecta; Hymenoptera; Apidae. The record is from the annotation of a GenBank genome assembly.